Molecule: messenger RNA, 1085 nt
Organism: Pogonomyrmex barbatus (red harvester ant)
Lineage: Eukaryota; Metazoa; Arthropoda; Insecta; Hymenoptera; Formicidae
Product: putative cytochrome P450 6a14
Molecular function (GO): heme binding; iron ion binding; monooxygenase activity
Source: RefSeq, a predicted model, not a curated record
AUAAAGAGGAAAAAUAUUACAGAAUUGACGGAUAAUUUAAUAGCUUCUCAAGCAUUUGUAUUUUUCCUUGCUGGUUUUGAAACCUCGUCAACGACUAUGAGUAAUGCGCUCUAUGAAUUAGCAUUAAAUCCGAAAAUACAAGACAAAUUACGUGCAGAAAUUGACGAGUGCUAUGCGAAACAUGGUGAACGCUUAACAUAUGAUAAUAUUAAACAAUUGGAUUAUUUAGAUAAAGUUUUCAAAGAAACUUUGCGAAAAUACCCGCCAGGGUCAAUUCUUAUGAGACAAACUACAUCAAAUUAUACCUUUGAGGGUACCAAAAUUAGUAUACCAAAAGGCAUGAGGGUAUGGAUUCCUGUUUACGCAAUUCAUCGAGAUCCGAACAUUUAUCCAGAGCCUGACGUUUUCGAUCCAGAAAGAUUUGAUGAUGAAGCAGUGAAAAGUAGGCACUCGAUGGUCUAUUUACCUUUUGGCGAUGGACCAAGGAAUUGUAUUGGUGCUCGCUUCGCCGUUUAUCAGAGCAAAGUCGGGCUUAUAAAGAUAUUACGAAACUACAAAGUCGAAACUUGCGAAAAAACCAUGAAACGUUACAUAAAUGAUCCUAAGGCUUUUAUAUUAUCACCGAUAGGCGGAAUACAUUUGAAAAUAGUUAAAAUUGAUCGAACCUAGUAUAAGUUUCAUUUAUUUCCUUAAAACAUACGGCAUACGUAAUAAAUGGUGGAGGAAGUUUUUAUCAAUACUGAUUUGUAUCGACUGCUUUAUUGAUAUUCUCUCAAUUGUGAUUGUAUUAGUUAAUUGUAUUAGUAUUUGUAAUUAGAUUAGAGUUUAAUUUUAAAUUUAUAUUUAUAUAUCUUAAUAAUCUGAAUAAUCUUCAUAUUCUUGACUUAAAAAUAAGACGAAAAUUCUAAUACGAAAAUGCUGAGGCUAUAAGUUUUUAAAUUAAUAGCAAUUAAAGUCAACUAAUCACAGAGCUAACAUUUCGCGCGCUCAGGCAUGAUAUAACAAGUGAUAAAUGUGCUACCACAAGGGCCCUCUUAACGUCAAUUGAGAUUAUUAUACAAAUAUAUUGAUAUGAUAUUCUAUUA